AACAAUGGGGCCUCACCCCAAUGCUGGGUUGCUCGUUGGUUUGACUUCCUCUUCCUUCUGAGGUUUUCGUAUCAGGAGUUUAUUUUGCCCAGUCAGCCUGUCCUACUGCAGCUGAAAGAGGGGUAGAAACAGGCGAGUUGAAAACACUAGGGAACACGUGGCAAACCUGACUGUACAUGUCAGUCUUCUCCCUUGGUAUCUUGAACACUCCCUACAGCACAUGACCAGCCAGCCAGGCAUGGAGAAUCAGCAGAGAAACUGACUCGACAGCUGGGAGAGUGGUGUGCUGGCAUCAGAGACUCCAGGACAUGAACCAUGAGACCAAACCAGCUAAUUAAAUUCACCUUGUUUGUCUCCUGUUACCUCUUCUGGGUGGCCAGUGGGCUCAUGGUAGCAGUUGGCAUAUAUGCCAAACUCUCUAAAGAAGCCAGUGUUCUGGAUUCGCUCCUUGCCGAUCCCUCACUGAUCCUACUUACAGUGGGAAUCCUGAUAUUUGGCAUCACCUUUGUGGGGUGUACAGGAGCCUUGCGUGACCUGCCUGUGCUGUUGAAAAUUGCUGCCUUGUGUUGCAGAGUUUUGCCUGGUGUUCUGGAUUCGCUCCUUGCCGAUCCCUCACUGAUCCUACUUACAGUGGGAAUCCUGAUAUUUGGCAUCACCUUUGUGGGGUGUACAGGAGCCUUGCGUGACCUGCCUGUGCUGUUGAAAAUUUUUGCCUGGAUUUUAUUGAUCAUUCUCAUUCUUCAGAUCGUGGCUGCUGUCCUGGGAUUUCUCUUCUCUGGCCGGGUGCUGGAGAAAGCAACAUUUGUGAUGGGAAAAGCUAUCUCUGCUUAUCGGGAUGACCUAGAUUUACAGAACCUUAUUGAUUAUAUACAGAAAAAGUUUGAGUGCUGUGGAGUGCAUUCCUAUAAGGACUGGUCCCAGAAUAUUUACUUUGAGUGCCGAGACUCCAACCCUAGCCUGGAACGCUGUGCAGUGCCUUUCUCCUGCUGCAUCCGGAAGGAUAAAGAGAAAGACAAAGUCAAAUCUAGUGUUCUCAACACCAUGUGUGGCUAUGGGACCCAGAACCUGAGAUCAUGGCAAGCAGAGAGCCUGAUAUACACUGAGGGCUGCUUGGAAAAGAUUGUUGGCUGGGGACAGAAAAAUCUGCUGCUUGUUGCAGGGCUAGCAACAGGACUUUUUUUCUUGGAGAUUCUCGUGUUUUACCUAGCCAAGAUGCUCAUUUACCAGAUUGACUUUAUCAUACAGAAACAGAGAAGCACAAGGAGGAAAGACCCCGAGAAAUAAGUCUGUUGCUCCCAACAAGAGCCCAGUAUAGUCUCAGUUGCCACUGGCUGUGGGGAAGGAACAAACUGAGCUGAGGAAACACUGAAUAUCCUGUGCCUCAGGUGAAUCAACAGACACUGGAAAGCAUUUUCUGUGCACAGGAGGCAGAGGCAACUGUUGCUUGGAAAGACUCUUUGCUAUCUGGUGGGAUUGGCUGAUGGGUUUCUCCCUCUUCUCCCUCACUAUUUGAUUAUCCUGAACAUUUGUACAAAACCAAGAUCUUUCUUUUCUGAGAUUCCUGAUGCUUAUUCAUCUGUGAUCAGAGUCUUUUGAUUGCUUUAGUGGUCACUCUGGAGGACAGAAUUACAAUAGAAAAGAAACUUGACAAAUUGGAGAAUUGGUUGGAAAUCAACAAGAUGAAAUUCAGUAAAGAUGAGUGCAAAGCAUUACACUUAGGAAGCAAAAAGCAUUGGCAUAACUACAAAAUUGAGAAUAACUGCCUAGAUGUUAGUGCUACUGGCUUAUGACUAUGAAUAUGCAUAACUUGAAGAUGCUUAUGCAAAAUGCAUCCUAUAAUGUAUCAAUCUUAAAGUUACAAUCUGCUGAAUCUGUAUAUCCCAUUUUUGUGCAUAUAUCACUCUUGUAUGUGAAGUUAGAAAUAUGAAGUGUGAAUCUAGUUUUAAUUCUGAAUGCACUAUUGUGGGCCAUUAAGGAUACUUUAGGAUCUUAAUUACUCGAUACUCAAUCAACCAACCUGUGAAUAGUCUUGUUUGUUCUGUAAGCCUAGACUGUGGCUGGUCUUAGAAAGACAUAUGGCCAGGCCACCUGAUGCUGAAACCCAUUUUGGAUUUUGUAUCCACUCGAGGUGAGAAAAGUUUGAACUGAGCACAAAGAAUUCCCACCUUGGGCAAAAUGGAUAUGGCAGGGGAGGAAACCAAAUAAUAGAGGCAGUUGUCAGAUGCCAGGAGACAUGCUCCCCUUUACCACCUAAGAUGCCUGCUGGAAAAAUUUAUGACUGAACAGGAGGAAAGAUCCGGCCCAAGCUAGGACACUGCCUAGCUUGUGAAAUAUGUUUAGAAAAACUAUUUAGGGUAAGAAUUUGCAUGUAACAAGUUUCUUAGUAGAUUAGGAUU
This is a messenger RNA of Pelodiscus sinensis (Chinese soft-shelled turtle), 2396 nucleotides long. NCBI's taxonomy places the organism in Eukaryota, Metazoa, Chordata, Testudines, Trionychidae. The record is from RefSeq and is a predicted model, not a curated record.